Molecule: messenger RNA, 1470 nt
Organism: Rasamsonia emersonii CBS 393.64
Lineage: Eukaryota; Fungi; Ascomycota; Eurotiomycetes; Eurotiales; Trichocomaceae
Product: CHL4 family chromosome segregation protein
Exons: 2
Coding region: 1-1470 (489 amino acids)
Biological process (GO): chromosome segregation; CENP-A containing chromatin assembly
Source: RefSeq, a predicted model, not a curated record
AUGGCGCGACCCAAAUCCGUUCGCGCGCCUAGCGCUGCAAGCUUACCAAACAACCUCCGCAUCCCCAGCACCACGCCAUCUCUUGCCAAAACGCUGGGAAAGCUGUCGCGCCAGUCGCUACUGGAUCUAGCUCUAUUAUGGCUUUCAGAAAAGAAUGUCCGAUUAUUCCCUCCUUUCCUGGAACAGGAUGAAGCCGAGGGCAUGGAGGACCAAGACGCCAACCCCUACCCCGCGGCCCAAACCAUCGACGAAGUCCGCGAGGCGUACGAGGAGCUACGGGGAAGGAAAGGGGGGAAGCGGGAAGUCAUCGAUCGUAUUUUGGAGGGAGAUUGGCGCCACGGAAUCACUCUUGGGCAGCUGGCGAUGGUCGAUCUGCGGUACUUAGACGACCAUCCAACGAGUCAGAAGUGGACGGCUUUAAAACUCGUACCGGCCGACAAGACAGACCGCGAAUCGACAGAACUCUCUGCGUCUCUUCCGCGUCUCCAUGCGGUGACAUUCAUAUCGAAUCUCCAUCGUGAGAUCUCACCGCUGGUGAAGGCGCAUUACUACCUCUCACGUUCGCGAUCGUUGCCCUUGACCUUCCUGCGAAUCUUCGUCACGGAUUCUCCAUACCAAUAUCCGCGCCAUUCUCCGGAAGCCUACAUUGAUACCUCGCGAAUAAUCUAUGUCGCUUUCCCAGACAGCAGUCCCUUUAUAUACACUUCGAUGUCGCCGACAAUCGGGACGAAAGCCACCGCCUCCAAUCCUCUAAUGACGGACUCACGAACGCUGCAACGUGUCGUCCGCGAUGGCAACUUCUCUGACUACCAAAAGUCUCCACGCACUCCUCGCGCUCCGGGCCCCGGAAGAACAAAUAUGGCAAAUGGCGCCUUCAGCAUCUUUGCCGACGCAGUCGUGGAAGGGACUCCACUGGAUCCGCGAUUAUCAAACACGGUAUCACCAGAAGAGUAUCGCACGGGGAGAGACCCUGCAACCGAUGAGGCUGAGGGAAAGGAAAACGCACCUCCUGCUGCAGACAACGCACAGCGGACACCGGGGAAGAAAUCCAGCGAUAGCAGCUCAACAAGGGAACCCGAUUCAGAUCCGCAGGAAACCAAGAGGCGCAAGCUGGCCGUCUGCUCUCGUUUCGGCACAUCCGGAACUGCAGCUUCAUCGGCAACCCUCGACCGUCUUGACAUCCGACUCUUCGAUCCGCCGAGUGUGGAAGAAGGGCGCUCUGCCGCCCUCAACGAUAAGGACAGCGGUGAAGACGGAGACGAAAACGACAACAUCGAACCCAGCCAGCCGACUCUUUCGCUCACCUUCACCGGAACAGACGUCAUCGCGGGCAUACGAAAACUGGCGGAAUUCGGCGUCAUUGAUCCAGACCGGAUGCCUUCAUGGAUGACCGGCGAGGAAGGCGUGAGCUCCGCCAUGGUCAGACGAGGUAAAAGGAUAACAGUUUCAGGCGUUGGUAAGGGGAUAUGA